Messenger RNA from Cornus florida, 554 nucleotides. RefSeq lists its product as uncharacterized. The coding region runs from base 80 to 385 and encodes 101 amino acids. NCBI's taxonomy places the organism in Eukaryota, Viridiplantae, Streptophyta, Magnoliopsida, Cornales, Cornaceae. The record is from RefSeq and is a predicted model, not a curated record. The transcript is spliced from 2 exons.
AUACCAAGUCAGAGGUUGAAGAGCACACCAUUGAAGCUUGUAAAACUAAGUGUGUUUCAACAAGCAGUUAGACAAAGACAUGAGAUCCAUCUCUGCCUUCUUCGUUCUCUUCUCCCUUCUCUUGGUGUUGAGCCCUACUGAUGGAAGAAAAGAGGCAGCAGACUAUUGGAAGAGCAUAAUGAAAGAGGAACCCAUGCCUAAGGCAAUCCAAGACCUUGUUGGCGGUGAUCCGUCGUCUUUCUCCAACGAAAACACCAUCAAGGGGCACACAGAACUUUCGGAGAGCAAAUUCACGAAGGAUUUCGAUACCACUCCGAUCAAUAUAUUAUAUCACAGCCAUGAUCAUCACGAUCACCCUAAAGAAGUGAAGCCUUUUGUUAAUUAGGUUCAAGCUAGCUAGUAUGGUUCAGAUGGCUAGCUAAGCUCUUGGUUGUACCUUUGAUCUCUUAUUAGUGAGUUUGUGCUUAAAUUGGAACCUUUUGUGUGUUAGUCAUCUAUGAAAUCAAGACUAUGAAAUCUUAUUCUAGUUAAAAAUAAAUUUGCAUUCAGUCCUC